AUGAUAAAGAAAUUCAUAACAUCUUCCACUUCAUUAACAUCCACUGCUUCACUGAUCAGUGGAUAUUGUAGAUCAUCUAUCCAUCCAGCAUUGGUUGGAGCUAUUGGUUAUAAUCGUAAUAUUGCUACAAUUAAUACUACUACCUCUACUAUAAACAACAACAACAACACAUUUAAAAACUAUAGAUACUAUUCAACUGAUCAUAAUCAACAACAAGAACAACAACAACAACAACAACAACAACAACAACAACAACAACAAAGGAAAGAGAAUGUUUAUACAAAAGCAGAUUGGAGAUUAACAGGAGCAAAUAGAGAUUGGAACAAUUACAUUGCAUUUUUAAUUGGUGCUGCCAUCUCUGGUAUUAGUUUUGGUUCAACUGUAUUGUACCUAACAGAUCAAGAUGAUCAAAAAGAUAAACCUUCCUAUCUAUCUCGUAUACUCAAUUAUUUUUGGUGGUCACCUCCCAUUGGAUUAUGGAAUAAUACUGGUGAAUUGGUUAAAUACAUUGAUCUACUCCAAAGAGAUAGAUUAUCAAUUCAAGGUGUUCAAUUAUUAUAUGAAAUAUCAACUUAUCAAAGAGGAAGAGAAUUAUUAUAUAGAAAAGGAGUAUUUGAUAUGAUUGUUGAAAGAAUGAAUCAAACUGGAAAGGAUUUGGUGGUAGAUACCAAUACACAGAGUGGAAGAGACUAUUUAAAGAAUCUAGAGUAUCAAUUAUCACUACUCUUCCAACUAUCAAUGUUUAGUGGUGUUGAUAUACCCGACGCCACCAAAUCAAAGAUCAUUGAGCUCAAGAGACGAUACCCACAGAUUAAACUACAAGGCCCAUUCAACAAUGACUUUUUCGUUGAAAAGAGUCAGUUCUUGGGCAGACUACAAGAGAUGUAUGAGAGUCCUGUUGGUGCAGGUGGUGUGUUGGCGUAUGGCUUGGUCGGUGGAUUGUAUGCCUAUGUCAGACUGCGAAAGAGACCAUGGCAGACUGUAGCUGCUGGCAUUCGAAACACAGCCAUUGCAUCGGUUCUCGUGGCCGGUGUACACACCUAUCGUCGCUACUGUAACGACAAUGUCAUCUCUACGAGUAGAUCGUACAACCGCUACGUAUUCAAUGUCGAGGCCACUUCGAUCAUCUACAGCACUGCGUUGGUCGUAGCAGCAGGUAUGCCAAACAUCCUAUGGAUCGUUCCAACCACCAUCCUCUAUGCAGUCAUUAAUAUUUGGCAUGGUUUCCGUAUCUACAAAGAACUUAAAAAGGAUGUUGAAAAGGAAUUGAAAAAGCAAACUUUUGAACAUAGUCAUACUGAUCAUCAUCAUCACUUUAAUCAUAAUCAUAAUAAUGAUAAUGAUAACAAUUAA
Molecule: messenger RNA, 1353 nt
Organism: Cavenderia fasciculata
Lineage: Eukaryota; Evosea; Eumycetozoa; Acytosteliales; Cavenderiaceae
Product: putative transmembrane protein
Exons: 3
Coding region: 1-1353 (450 amino acids)
Source: RefSeq, a predicted model, not a curated record